AUGAGCACGACAGCGACGAUCGUAAACGACUCCAACCACCACCACCUCGCCCCGCAUGCCCGCAGACACCACCACCACCACCGCACGCCGUCGCCCGUCCCGCCGGUGCCGGCGCCCGACGUCGUGUCCUUCUUCGACCCCGCGUCGGCGGGCGGCGGCGGCCCGCUCGUGCGCAUCGCCACUGCGCACUCUGAGCGCGAGAGAGAACAGCAGCGCCGUGCAGGCGGAGGUGCCUUGGGCAUGACGCCCAUGCCUGAUGGCAGUGUGGCGCCUGCGGAGAAGACGACGCGGGGCGAGGAGCCCGCCGCUGGAGGCAUGGCCGCGUCCAUCGACGACGAGAAGAACCUCGGCGCCGACGCCGAACAAGCCAAACCUGACGACGACGCAUGCGACGAGUGCGCCUCCAACGACGCCGAGGAGCACGUCUACCCGGACGGCGGGUACGGCUGGGUGGUGGUCGUGUGCUGCCUGACGCUGAGUGCGCUCACCAACGGGUGGGGCAUGAACUAUGGCGUGUGGCAGCAGUACUACGCCGACAGCCCAAAAUACUCGCACUACCCCAACGCGGUCGUCGCGCUCAUCGGAAGCCUGCAGGGCUUGCGCGUCCUCAUCAUCGGCGCCGUCAUCUGCUGGCUGGCGCUCUUCUCCGCAGCCUUCAGCCACAACCUCGCCUCCCUAGUCGUAACACAAGGCCUGCUCCUCGGCGCGGGGCAGGGCAUGAUCGUGCCGCUGUUCAUGAGCCUCCCGUCCCAGUGGUUCUUCAAGCGCCGCGGCCUCGCGUCGGGGAUCACGCUCGGCGGCGCGGGGCUGGGGGGCGGCGUGUCGACGCUUGUUGUGCGGCGGCUUCUCACGGCCGUGGGUGGGGACAAGACACUACUCAUCUACUCGUUCAUCAACCUCGUCUUCAUGGCCAUUGCCAUCGGGCUCAUCCGCACGCGCCCGCACUCGCCAGAGGCGCAAGCCACGCGCGGGCCAUGGAUCAACCGCGCCGUGCUCUCGCGCUCCGAGUUCUGGGCGAUCGCGCUGUCGCUGUUCGUCGGCGUGAUAGGGUACGGCGGGCCGUUCGUCUUCCUCCCGCAGUGGAUGAGCCUGCACUUCCCCACCCUGUCCCCGGGGCAGGUGACGGUCCCGCUCACGAUCAUGGGGUUCACGGUGUGCGUCGGCCGCUCGGGCGUGGGCCUGGUGGCAGACUACAUCGGCCCGAUGAACACGUACAUCCUCGUGCUCGUCUUCUCCGGCGUGACGCAGUACGCGCUCUGGCUGACCGCCAAGAGCUUUGCCGCCGCGUGUGUCUUUGGGCUGAUGUACGGCCUCGUCGCGCCCGGCUAUCUCGGGCUGCUGCCUCAGAUCGUCGUGACCGUCUUUGGGCCCAACGCGCUCGCGUCGAAUGUGGGGUUACUGUUGUUGUUCGCCGGCCCAGGCAUGGUCGUGUCCGCCGCGCUCGGUGGCGCAAUGUUCGACGCGACGGGGCGCACCGACAUGAAGUGGAUGAUUGUCGUCAUGGGCGGGCUGCAGAUCUUUGCCGGGGUGCUGGCGUGCUGGGCACGUGUCAAGGCCAGCCGGGCGGUGUGGGCCAAGAUAUGA
Molecule: messenger RNA, 1584 nt
Organism: Vanrija pseudolonga
Lineage: Eukaryota; Fungi; Basidiomycota; Tremellomycetes; Trichosporonales; Trichosporonaceae
Product: MFS transporter asaE
Exons: 4
Coding region: 1-1584 (527 amino acids)
Biological process (GO): transmembrane transport
Cellular component (GO): membrane
Molecular function (GO): transmembrane transporter activity
Source: RefSeq, a predicted model, not a curated record